This is a messenger RNA of Synchiropus splendidus (mandarinfish), 2409 nucleotides long. RefSeq lists its product as uncharacterized. NCBI's taxonomy places the organism in Eukaryota, Metazoa, Chordata, Actinopteri, Syngnathiformes, Callionymidae. The transcript has 5 exons. The coding region runs from base 38 to 865 and encodes 275 amino acids. The record is from RefSeq and is a predicted model, not a curated record.
AGCCUCCACUGGUCAACCAGUUCAACUAGAUUGUCCGAUGACUUCGGGGUAUUUUAACUGGAUGAGACUCGUUCCUGAAAACGUUCCUGAAGUCUUCACUGAAUCAUCAUGGACGCACUUGAAUAUAAAUGUCAUCAGAGAGGAGAAGGAGAAGUUGACCCUGGAGUUUAAACGCGUCAGUGAAAAUGACUCUGCAGUUUAUCUCUGUCUGCGAGUCGUUGGAAACAACUGGACGUUCAUCAAACAAGUCAAGCUCAUUGUUACAGAUCCAUCCGUCAAUCAUUCGACACCAGCCGCCAAAGUUCCGAGCCCAACGACUCCACCAGUGAAUUGGACCUGUUUCCCACCUGGAAAGUUUCAGUCUCAACCCAGUUCUGUGCUCGUGGAAGGAACUCAGGAGUUCAACUGUGACGGUGACCCGGAGGAACCGUCCGCCAGGAAAUGCCUCUUCAACUUCUUCAUGAACGUCAGCCUGUCCAACACCACGGGGUUCGGGUCGGUGGCUUCGUGCGGAGAGAGAACUCAGCAAGGAGCUGCAGCAAAUGUGUGUGACUCCACAAAAUACGACAAAGUUCAUAUUGUCAUGAGCGUAGCUUUGACCGUGAGCCUGGCGUGCAUCGCGGUUCUUCUUCACUCCAUCAAGAAGCUGAAGAGUCAGCUGCAGAGCAGGGACAUGACUGAGCUUCAAGACGGCGCGAGCAGCGUUGAACAGGACCCGUCGUCACACUCUUUGAUUUAUGCGACCAACUUGAGGUUUCAACGCAGAGCUGACAGCAACGGAAGACAAGGGACCAACCAACGGGAGGACCAGUGUGUUUACUCAACUGUGAAGAAGCAUCGCUCAGGAAGUAUAAUACGGGUUUAAAUAACAUCACAGACACAUGAAUAAAUAGAUGAGGUUUGGACUCCGGCUUCAGGCGCCUCUUCAGUGGAUGUACGCAGCGGACGUUUGGGAGUAGAUGCAUUCCUCACUUUUGUAUUUCAGUCUUUUGGAUUUCCUCAUGGGAAAGUUCAGCGCAGCGUAGCUGACUCCUUCCACGUCACCAUCCUAUACGGACCCAUAAAACAAAACGAUUAAAAAGGAGUUGAAACACACAGGGUUGCGAUAAUAAUUAUAAUAAUUAUUAUCGUCAUCUUGACACACAUUUAUUCAGCUUUUAUUUUGUCUGACCACUUCCUGUCUGUGGUCUGUUGCUGCUCUUUAUAGCAGUUCCCAACACUCUCUCUCUGGAUUAUGAAUUUGUUGCUUCCAUGUGUCUCUUUCUUCCUUUCUUUUACCUCGUUGUUGUGUUUUACAGGUGUUAUUUUACAUCUUCCAUUUUCUCUAGACCUCUGUAGACAUCACCGUUAUUCCAGCUACCUGCGAUGACAUAUGGGGGACGCCAGUUCACCUCAGACAACCCCUCACACGCUGCUUAGAAACUCCACACAGAAGACAGGGCAUGGGUUCACCUCACACCCAAGAGUUGACCCUUGCUCUGAGGCCGCAGCACGGAGGCCUUUCGCUGAGAGAGUAAGGUCACACUCUAAAUAGAAGAAAUCCUACAACUCACCGGGUGGAGUCCACGGUCAGUGGCCUGAGAAGGAGCCGCACAGGAAACAGCUCUUCCCUCUGUUUUAAAGAGAAACGGAUUUCAAUUUUUGCAGGGUAAAACCAAUAGAAAUUCAUGUGAAAAAAGGUAUUUUAUACAGCGGUAUGAAAGUGUUUAGUUAUGCUACAGAAUUUGUGGCAUUUAUUGUGAAAAUGAAAACAUGUCUGUGGUGGAGCUGACAUUUCAGGCAAGCAUGUGACCUGAGGCUGCACCCAGUGGCUUCAGGCGAAGCUGCUCUCAAAGGUGACAAACUAAAUUUAAACAUGCAUGAUAAUGCAAAUACGAUAAAAGUUAUUCUAUAUAUAUUUUUAUGUUUUUUUCAAUAAUUUCUUAUUGAAAAAAACGCUGCUGAAAAUGAGUGUCACUCUUUGGAGGUUUGAAUGAGAGAAGUGGAAAUAAAGACUGAAAACAUAAAGAGUGAGAACGUAUUUAGAACUAGAAAAGUGAAUGAAAGAAAAAUGCAAAAUCUUUUCCAGUUUUGCUCAUGAAGGUCACAUAAAUACAGGCAAAGGGUCGAAUGUGUGGCCACACUUCUCCUCUUGGAAAGUGACAGGAUUGAAGAUUCAGUGGAUUUGUUAACAUUUUAAUGACGUACAUCCUCUCCGUCAGAGUGAAGUAGUGAAGAACUUGAAAACUCACCUUUGCCGACUUUAUUCCUGGCUAUCAGCAGCGCUACAAUUACGACCAAACAAACUGCUACGAGUGCUGUCAGCACGAUGAUGAUGAUCUUCACUUCUUGUUCUGCGAGAGCAAGAGAGAAAAAAAGGCACUUUGUAAUUCAACAUUUGAUGGUAAACAAAAUGUCUUUUUCAUCUUU